AAAAAAAUCAUCAGUAUCGACUCUACUUUUAUAAACCACGGGCAUUCAUUUCAUUCGAGUUGAGAGAACCAUGUUUUAAUUUUGGUUUUGGUUUAGUUUAGGAGUUUGACUAGUGUUAGGGAAAGGUAUUUUAUCAAGGAUUAAAAUGGGAAGAAAAAAACGAGAAAACUAUCUUCGAUGGUCAAUUCUUGUGGUAGAAAAUUCAAAAGACGCAAUUGUUUGUUUAUUUGAAUUUAGUUUAGUAUCCUCGAAUCUAACAUUUGAGGAGUUUUUGAACAAAUAUCAACACGAGGUAUACCAUUUGUGUUACAACAAGAGGGAAUGCUGUCAAUGCAGCAACGGAAAAGUUCAGUAUGAAAAAAGUGUUUUGAAUAAAUCACAACUACGUGAACUCUAUGAAGAAUUUGGUGAAAAAUUACCUGGUCAUGCAUCGAAAAAUGGCAAACUGUUCUGUUGUAGGAAAGCAGUGCCAAAUCUUACUACAAACCAUCUUGACAUUAGUCUUUGUCGAUGCUUUCUUAACUAUUUCUGUAAUGAGCUGUUCUGGCAGUCUUGUCUUAACCAACAACACAUAAACCUUAAAGUAUUUCUGGACCAAAAUAAGCAUGUAUUAUACCACAUGUGGAAGGGAAAUAACGGUGGUGAUUGUUGCUAUUGCAACAACAACUUUAACUGUUCACCUAAUAUGAUUAAAAUCACAGUCGACCAGUGGGAUAGUAUUUUUGAACGUGACAAAAAUAAUACAUGCGUUGCUCACAAAAAUAGAAAAGAUGCAAUUUGUUCAAUGUCGGCUAUUGAAGGAAUCGAAACACACCAUUUGGGAGAUAAAUUGGCAAGAGCUAUCCUCACAGAGUGCUGUCCCUUAAAACAGAGAGUAGACCAACUUGUUGAUAUGAGAAAUAUACAUGCUCAUGCAAAGAAAGCCUCAAUGACUAAUGAAUCAUUUCUAGAGCAGUCAAAUCGUAUUGAAGAUGCCAUAACGCACAUUGCUGUAUACUGCAAAAAGGAUCAGGAAAUGCGCGAUAAAUUUAAUGAAUCACUACACCGUUCAUUUGAUGAAGACCUCUGCAUAAUGUAUAAGGCAAAGCUUUUAGAAGAUUUAGACAAAGUUUUCGAAAAGCAAGAAAAGGUUAUGGAAACAGCAACAGAAAAAAUCAUAGCACAAAUGAUAGAUUUUGAACACACGAGAAAAGAUCAUGAAUAUUCAAGACAAAAACAACAACAAGGAUUUCAGGAGUUUACUCGUGCAGAAGUUGAAGCCCAUGUUAAAGAAGGCACUUUUGUUGAAACAAAUGUCACAUCACAUGGCCUAGAUUUACUUAAUUCCGAAGGUAUAGUGGUUUUGACAGGGACAGCUGGCUCCGGAAAGACUAGAAAUAGCUUAGAAAUUAUGAGAUUAUUUGUUUGUACGAAUGGAGAUUAUAAAAUGGUCAAGUUCAGUAGUCUAACAGAAUGGAAAAAUAAUGUUUCGAUCCAUGAUAAAUUAGUAAUUUUAUUUGAGGAUAUAUUUGGAAAAACCAAUAGUAGAUUCAGUGAAGACCAAGACUCUGCUUUGCUCGAAGAACUCUAUGCAAGUGCAAAUCACAUGAAAAUUAACCGUGUUAUAAUAACCAUAAGGGAUACAGUUAGACAGAGCUGCCACACGGUCCUUGAAAAACACAGAAUAUUAAAUGAAAAAUUCAUUUUAGACAUAAGUUCAAAAGAGCUGCAGAUGAAUGAGACUCAAAAGUUUACUUGCUUAUCAAAUUAUUUCAAAAUUACAAACAUAGACAUCACAAGAAAUGCGACAGACGAAAAUUUUAAAGAGGAGAAAGCGCAAGACAAUAUGUUCAAAGUUAAAUUUCACGACGAAACAGUCAAAAAGAUGAUAAAAACAAAAACAACGAUAGGGUUUCCACAAGCGGUUUAUUUGUUCACAGGAAAUAGAAAAUUUACUGGACAAGGCCCUGCCUUUUUUGCGGAUGCCCCUAAUUGUUUAUUGACUGAAAUAAAGGAACUUAGAGAAAAAGGAAAGAAAGUAGAGCAAGAGAGAUGGCAGUAUGUAACACUGGUUUACACAAUGUUAAUUGGAUGUGAGCUUAGACCGAACGAUAUUGACAAUUAUUUAGUAGAGGAAAUUUUUAAAUCUCUUUAUAAGAGAAAUCUCCCAGAAAAUUUUAACGAGCUUAUUCGUGCCUCUGCAACUGUCAUGUCUGGAAGAUAUUUAUCCUGCAAAUCUGGUGAAAACCGCAGUACUUUUACUUUUCAACACCAAACAACAUUCGAAGCAGUGUUGGUCUCGUACGGCGAAAAAGAACCAGCUGUAGUGAUACCAUUCAUGAGUUUAGAAUUCAUAACGGAAUUGGUAAGACCGUUCCAUUAUAAAACUUAUCCCGGGGAAACAGUCUUAAAAAUACCGCAUAAACAUCAAGAUCUCUUAGCAAAGAGACUAGUUGAAAUAAUGUUAACUGAAUACUCUAAAAGAAAACAAUGCUUUAUCCAAAUUAUUUGUGAGGCCGAAAUAAUAAGACAAACACAGGAAGAGAUGAUAUGUGUAAUGAUUGACCAAUACGAAUCCAAAAUGAAGAAGAUACUGUCACGCUCAAAGUUAAAUAUGCGAUUCUUUAAAGAUCCAAAACCAGAAACGAAAUCUACCAUGUUUAACAUUACAUCAGUAUUCUUGCAAACAAUCAUCUCAUGCAAGGAGAAUGACCACGUUGUUGAAACAUUGGUUGAAAGAAUAUCCACUACACUUCAAACCAAAGUCGAAUUAGAAGUGAACAAUGAAUGUAGAAAAACCCUCAUACAAGCAUUUGAAGAAACAUGUGCAACAGGAACCUCACAUAGAUUAAAGAUUAUUUAUCAAGUAAUAACUGCUAAUAAGUUGGAAAAUUAUAUCGAUUUACUUAUGUGCAUGAAAGGUGCUUGCAAAAACAGAAACGUUCAGUGCUCUACUUGGCUUUUUGAAGAGGUAAAAAACGCUCAAACUAUUCUUCAAAGUGUAAUGCAAGACUCUUGUCGUGAAAAUGACAUAACAGAUGUUGAAUGGCUACUUGAAAAUUUUGAAGAGGAAGAUCUUGAUCUACAAGGUUCUGUCCUAUUAGCAUACAAAAAAAAUCAUAUAGAUAUCGUGAAGUAUUUUACUGAAAAUGUCGACGAUCAAACUCAUCUUCAGCUAAAAUACAUUUUAACUUUAUCGUGUUGCGAUAAUAAUUCUUACCUAGCUGGUUAUUUGUUAGAAAAUGUAGACCACCAGCAUUUCGACUUAACAUUUACUAUGAAAAAGGUUUGCGAAAAGGGGAGGAAAGAUAUUGCAAAAUUAUUAAUGGUAAAGGUAGAGGAAAAAGAUAAAUUAGACUUAAUCAAAGCAAUCAACACUGCCUGUCAAUUUGGUUGGAAAGAUUUGGUUGAAUUGCUUCUCGGUGAAAUAGAUAGAACACAAUUUGUUAUGACCACAAUACUCGAAACGUCUAUCAAAUUUGGACGUAUAGAACUCGCAAAAUGGCUUAAAUCUAGAGUUGGAGAUUACACUCCAACUGACAAAAUAGUCAUUGUAGAAUCAGGGAAAUAUUUUGGUCAGAAGCAGUAGGAAAACAUUGUAUUUACAUGAAAAGGUAUUUUUCCUUGAAAAAUGGUAAAGAAAAAACUUCUUAUUGUAAUGUACUUAUAGUAAUAUCUAUGAACAUGAUAAUUAUAAUUAAACAGGAAAACAUGGAAUCGUGAUCGGUUAAAAUAGGAAAUUACAAAUGUAUUUAACUUAAGAGAAUAUCUAUGAAAGUAAAAAAAAAAGUAAGGGUCAAAGUAUGUGAUUAAAGCAAUGGUACAUAUAUUAAUUGUGUAUACCAUGCAAGAAUAUGGAACGCCACAGCUGCCUUAUGAUAACGAUAAUCAUAUCAUUAAAGGGGCAUUAGCUGUCAAAUUCAUGUUCACCGAUUUGACUCAAAUUCUCAUAUCUGAUUUAUAACAUACUGAAACGUAUAUCCAAAUUAUAGAAAGUCUAAAAUAAACAAUUAACAAUGCAUAGGUUCGACGCCAUCUAAUUAAACAUCGAGGUGACCUCCGAAGACUGCCGACGGUCAUAUAACCCGAUAUAAACAUAAAUAUAGAUAUAAGUAGAUAGCAAACUCGUGCAAUUAUAUUUUUCUAGAUCUUUUUGAUUUCAUAUUAUAGUUUAAAAAUAUAUGUUAAUCAUCGUUUUUAUCUGUAUAAGAAUGAGUUUGUGCGGAUCGAAUCAGUCAAUCAAAUGGUUUAACCUUUUUUCACUUUCAAUGUUGACAUUCUUUUCCUUUUAAUAACUGAACAAGCCUAAUUCAUGCGUAACCCAUCUUUAACUUAGGGGUUAAAUCGAAGGUCACAUGAAUACGUAUUCAAUGAGGUCGAAUUGUUCACUUGCAAGUGAAUAAUUCAUCAGCGAUAUUUCUCAGAUUAUUUUGACAAAAUUGAACCAAACUGGCUGCUUAAAGCGAAUUAUUAUUUCAAUAUCUCACUUUCAUUAAUGAUUGAACAAAAAAAAAAUCAUAUGUUAUUUUUGUUUUAUGCUCGAAGCUAAUGCCCCUUUAAGGGUUGAGAUAUAACAUGAUGCAAUUUUUUUAUACUAUCGCGACAUUUGACUAUACUACCCUGUCAAUUUGCUAUAUCACUGAGAUAAAUUUAUAUACUAAAAAGAUGUUUUGAUAUAACAUGGAGUUACCUUUUCAUACUAUUCUGUCAUUUUACUUUGUCAUGAAGAUAUUCUUUUUAUACAAUGAGGACAUCUUGAUAUAACAUGGAGCUACCUUUUCAUACUGAUUUGUCAUUUUACUAUACUAUUAUGCAGGCCUGGGGUAAUGGUAAUUUGUAAUUACAAUGCAUUGUAAUAUUACAUUUUUUUGAUGUAAUGCAAAGUAAUUUGUAAUGCACAUUUUCUGCAUUACAAUUACAUGUAAUGUAAUGAUUACUUUAGUUAAAAAUCAAUGUAAUGCCUCCAUUACUGUACAUUACUUUUCAUUACAAAU
Molecule: messenger RNA, 4973 nt
Organism: Mytilus californianus (California mussel)
Lineage: Eukaryota; Metazoa; Mollusca; Bivalvia; Mytilida; Mytilidae
Exons: 5
Coding region: 146-3568 (1140 amino acids)
Source: RefSeq, a predicted model, not a curated record